UAUAAGUAUAUGGAUUACUUCGUUUAUUUUUUCUGCGAAAUUAUUUGUACAUAUACAUGUAUACAUACAUACAUUUGAAUUUACUUCGUAAUCGUUUCAUUCGAUAUUUAUAUUUAUAUAUAUGGUAUCUACUCUCAUACGAUAUUCUUGAUUCCAAAACUUCCAAACAUAAUUUUUUGUACCUUCUAUAUUUUUGUAGCUAAAUCUGAAUGAUAUAUGGCAGAGAGUAUUACUGAUCAGAUGUACUGGUAUAUUUUAGUGUGUAUAAUGUAGUUUUUGUUCAAAAUUACAAAAUUGUAAAUAUAUAAUAUUCUGAUUAUUUCGAUAAUGUUUAUAUCAGAUUUUAUUCUAUUCAAAAUUGUUUUAAUCAGAAUCAGAUGUAUCAAUGACUGCUUCAUUUUUAUAGACAUUUUGAACUUCUUUUCCUCUUUAAUCCAUAUCAUGUAUUUUUAAUCGAAUAAGCAUUUAUUUCUUAAUCGAAACUGUCAAAUUACUCGACCAUUAUCUCUCCCUACAUUCCUAUUUUUUAAUUAAUUUAUUUAUUAAGUAUACAAGACUAGAAAUAUUUAACCAGGUACCAACUUUUUAAAUCUUUGAUGAUUUUAGUGUUGCGUUUGCCAAAUAAAUUCAGUUUAAAUCCACUUCUAGACCUAUGUAAAUUAUUGUAUUUAUAUAGUGCGUAUUAUAAAGUUACUGUUUAUUGUGAUUUUCGUGUAGCAUUUUAUUGUGAUUGUUUAUAAUUAAGCAAACUUUUAGCAAUUUAUGUUCAUAUAUGAUAAAUAGUAUACUAUAUCAUACGCAAUGUUAAUUACCAUGCAUUAGAAGAAAUAGGAGCAUAUUAUGUAACUUGAUUAUAUCACAUGUAGUUUCUGUACUCAAUCUGAAUCGAACAUUUCCGACUUUCAUAUUUUAUCAUCUAUGAUUUAUUUUAAGAUUACAAAAUGCUUCUUUUAAAUUUAAAUUACGUAUUUUAAAACAUAAUAUUAAAUUUUAAUAAUAUUACGUAUUAAAAGUAUAAUAAAAUCAGGGUAUACUUACCUUGAUAACAUCAUUAGUGUCAAAUAUUUUUAUGUAAUGUUUAAUAGGAAAAAAAUGAUAUAAAGGAUAUUAUGAUAUUAGUGAGAGAUUAAAUUAGAAGCAAAUAUUCGGCGCUAAGUAAUUUUAUUUUACUUUCAUUGCAUAAAUUUUGAAGAAUAUUUAGUGUUUACACAAUGAGAGAUGAUACUUGAGCAAAUUCAACAUGAAGAAAAUAAUAUAAAAAGGAAAAAAGAUGUUAAAAUAAAUUUUCAAAUGAAUGAUGUAUAAAAUAUAUGAUAAGUUACAUAAGGCAUUUUAUUGUUGUUAUUGGUAGGACAGGAAUAUAUUUAUAAUAAUUUUCUGUCAUAAGGAAAUGUGUUCAAAAGUAUAUGUCGCAUGCGUAUUUGACCAACUAUUAUUGAGAAGGAUUAAACAUUUAUAGUAACAUACAUAAUUUGCUAUAUAGGUUAGUGGAUUAUGAAUAAAUUUUAAGAGUACAUACUGUCUUCGAAAUAUACCAAAAUAUACAUAUGUAGAUAUUCAACUUCCAUUAAAUAGAAACCCAAUCGAAAUAUUUAUAAUGCUUAAUGCACUAUCACGAUUUCAAGCCAAUAUGAUAUGUAUACACGGAAGAAAAUAGACUUAUUUUAAACAUAUGUCUAUUUAAUAAAAAAUAUCCUGUUAUAAAUAUGUUUAAUUUUGGGAGUAGAAAUUUAUAAAUAAAAGGUUCGGAUAUACACCGCUAUGUAUGUAUUACAUUAAUAAUUACAUGAAUAAAUUAAUAGGCUUGAUUAUUCGUUACAUACAUGUAUAGUAAAAUUGUCAAUAAAUGUUAAAAUUACAUUAAAAGUAUUAUAUUUGAGUAAUUUUAACUAAAGUGGUAAAAUUUACUAUAAUUAAACCUUUUAAAUUUCAUUCUUAUAACUCUUUUUUUUCGACAGUAUAACUUAUGUAUUAUAUUUUACAUGAUUCUUUUUUUAAAAAUCGCGUUUUUUAUUUUACCGGUUUGUAAGUAAAUUGUCAACCAAUCAUAAAGAAGGAUUUAAUAUGACCAAUAAAAAUAUUCAAAAAAUUUCGUAAGUUAUUCAUUCUUUAUACAUUUUGUUCAAACGUGCGGAAAUUCAUAUUAUUUUAUAAACGUACGAUUAAAUAAAUUUUUUAUUAUUCAAGAGAUUUAAUUGAUACAGUGUUUUUUUAUGAAAUAGAUAAAUGAUGGUGUAAGGUAAAAUUCACACUCAAUUUAGUUUAGUUAGUUUAGUUAUGGUACGUGGAAUAAAUAAUAUGAUAACGAUAUCGUGUAAAAUUUUAGUGCAUUUGUUUAUUAUCUCAAUAUUUGUCUAAAAAAACAUCGAUAUAUAUAGCAAUAAUCUAAAUAAUAUAGAACAUUAUACAACUUUCAUAUUUUUAUACUUUAUCGCUGAAAAAGAGGACAAUAAUAUUGUUAUUUAUAAAAUAUUAUCAUAUUAAUUUAAUAUCAAUUAAAAAUUACAAUUCAUACAUAUAGAAACGAAUGCUGAAUAUGAGUGUAGUACGAAUCGAUGUGCUUUGUCUCGAAAAUAUUCCAAUAAAAUCAAAUCGUAAAGGAUGUCCAACAAGUUUCUGUACAAACAUUUCCGGUGUCCUGGAUUCUAAAUUUUCAGUGAAAUUAAGAGGAAAAGAAGAAGGAUGCAUUUGAGUUGUAUCCUCGAUCUGUUAAACUCGUGAAAGAAGUUCGUUGAAUACCUCACGGGACACCAGCAUCUAUAAACACAUUUAUGACUUGAGGAUGGUAAUACAAAAAAAGCAACAAUGAGUAUGUCAAGUGAUAUUAGUGGUGAGAACUUAGAAGUACAGGAUGGGAAAGAUGAAGAUUUUAAGAUUGAUGAUUAUCAAAAAGAAAUUGAUAGUGAUGAUUCCUAUAGUGACAUUCCAGAAACUAGUAACGAUGACAAUACAGAAGAUAAUCAGAAUAAUGUAGAUAAUUGUCAAGAAAAUGAAUAUGUGGGACCAGUUCUUCCUGGAGGCCAUAGGUUUGACAGAAAGUUUAUCUGUGUUAAAUAUCCUGGAAACGUUAUUAAUCCAGAUAAAGCUAUAGAAACACUAGGUGGCAUUCAAAGCAUUUCUACGGCAGUAAAUACACCAAAUCGACGGUUGGAGUUAAGAUUUAGACCAGAUGAUAUUUUUUGUAAACCAACUUGUGGCGAUAGACAUAAUACUAAUGGUUUCCUGCUUAGAAUUAGAAUUAAAAAAUCUAGAAUAAAGAAAGCAGAAGAAGCUGAAGCAAAACAGCAAAGGAAAUCAUCAAAAAGUACUAUGAAUGUAAAUGAUCCUUCGAUUGGUAACAAUGAAAAUACUGAAAAUAGCGUGGAUAAAAUGAAUUUACCACAGACUAGAGACAGUAAAGGUCAACAAGAACAACUUAUGACUGAAUUAAUCGAUCAAGUACAAAGUUGCAGCUUUAGUACUCUCAAUGAUCCUGUUCCUGGUCCUUCUGAUAGAGUGUAUUCUGAAAAUAACGAGGAUUUACUGGACCAAUCACUAGAUACAAAUGAAGUAAAUUUAUCGAAGAACAAAAAGGAUAUACCACCAACGUUUGAUCGAAAUAAAUAUGAAGAUCUUUCUGAAGAUAACGAUUAUACAUUGCCAAAAUUACAAAUUUUAGGUCGAGUUGACACAGAAUUUAGAUUUACAAGUCUUUGUGACUUUCAGUAUUUACCUAUGACACAAAGUAAGGAAAAUCCGAAAAAGUUAGAAUGUAUAUACCACAAGGUUUAUCCCAGUAAUAUACCACAUUAUUCUUGGUUAAAGAACGACGUCCCUUACUUCUUGCCACCAGCUGCGUUUAGCAGAAUGGAUACAGUACAGCAAUAUGUACCAAAGACAGAAGUUAAUUCAUAUCCGGAAAAUAUAAUAGGAAAGUGUCGAAAGAGAAAGAUAGGAUUUUCGAAUUUCAUUUAUUUUUCAACAUCAGAAGUUCCUUCUAAACCGCCAACAGGCAUAGAAACCGCUAUGAAAGUUAAAUUCAUUCAAAGUAUACACUUUGAACAAAUUCGUCAAAUUUUUGAGGAACGACCAAUUUGGUCGAAGAACGCAAUAAUAUAUAAAACUAAAUUUUCUAAUGAACGAUUGAAAAUUUUACUACCAGCAGUCGCAUAUUAUUUUGUAACUGGUCCAUGGAAAAUUAUGUGGGUGAAAUUGGGGUAUGAUCCAAGGAAAGAUAUUUCUGCAAGAAAAUACCAAACUUUAGAUUACAGAUUAAAAUCUAUGCAUGGUUUGGGCUCUACUGUAAAACGUAAAAGAAAUUACUCAGAGUAUACAUUACCUUAUAAAUCAACACCAGCUGCAAAACAGAAAACAAUUGUACAAGAAAGUGUGAUUUCUAGUCAAGAGCAAAGUCCUAAAAAGGAACAGGAUUUAAGUGAAGACGUGUAUAUCUAUCGAGAAGGAAUAGUACCUCCUUCGAAGCAAAUGUUUUAUCAGUAUUGCGAUGUUCUUGUAGAUGAAAUACAAGAAAUGUUAGCAAAGUUACCAGAUCCUUUACCUGGAAUUAGGUGCCAUGAAAAAAGAGGCUGGUUACCAGUAGGUUUUGAUGCACAGUGUAGAGAAAUUAUUAACAGACAAGUUCGAGCCGUUUUAAGAAAACAAAUGAAUAUACCUGAAGAUCAUCCUACAUCUUUACCUCGAAAACGUAAAUCUGGAAUUAAAUUAAAGCUUAAUAAACUUAGAGCUAAACAGAGAAAGAAAAAAAAGGAUUCUGUUUCUAGCAUAGAAGAAAGUGAAGGAAAAUAUGAUCAAUUUGAAACCAAUGUUAUUGGAAUAGAAAAUGAGUAAAUUAUGUUACAUAAUUAUAUAUAUAUAAGAUUUGGUAAAUAAAUAGCAUUUUAUAAAUA
Bombus pyrosoma is the source of this 4886-nucleotide messenger RNA. It is a transcript of the gene l(2)37Cd, whose product is annotated as general transcription factor 3C polypeptide 5. Gene Ontology annotation, biological process: transcription initiation at RNA polymerase III promoter. Gene Ontology annotation, cellular component: transcription factor TFIIIC complex. Bases 2806 to 4827 code for a protein of 673 amino acids. The record is from RefSeq and is a predicted model, not a curated record. Lineage: Eukaryota; Metazoa; Arthropoda; Insecta; Hymenoptera; Apidae. The transcript is spliced from 10 exons.